Molecule: messenger RNA, 753 nt
Organism: Hyphopichia burtonii NRRL Y-1933
Lineage: Eukaryota; Fungi; Ascomycota; Pichiomycetes; Serinales; Debaryomycetaceae
Product: SDR family oxidoreductase
Exons: 1
Coding region: 1-753 (250 amino acids)
Molecular function (GO): oxidoreductase activity, acting on the CH-OH group of donors, NAD or NADP as acceptor
Source: RefSeq, a predicted model, not a curated record
AUGACUGUUACUUACUUUAUCACUGGUGCCAAUCGUGGGAUUGGAUUUGAAUUUGCUAAACAACUUUCUGCUGAUUCCAAUAACGUUGUUAUUGCUACCACCCGUUCUUUUGCUAAUGCUGCCGCUUUGAAAGAUUUAAAUCGCUCCAAUCUUAUCAUUAUCGAAUACGACUUGAACGCCUCGUUGGAAACUUUGCAAAAAUCUUUGCUCCCAAUUAAAGAUUACUCGGUCGAUGUCGUUAUUCAGAACUCGGGGAUCGCUAAAGACUCUCAGAAAUCAAUUCUCCAAACAUCCGAAGAUGAACUCCGUGAACAUUAUGCGGUUAACGCAAUCGGCUCGGUGAAAGUGUAUCAAUCCAUCUUCCCCUACUGGUCUAAAAAAGCCAACCCGGAAACCGCCAAAAAAUUCAUUUUUAUCAGUUCUGCCGUGGGCUGGACUAAUAAUUUCUUCCCCAUGCAAACCUCCCAUUAUGGUGCUUCUAAAGCUGCUUUGAACUUUCUUUCGAGACACAUUGCUUUUGACCAUAAGUCUUCUGAAUUGGACCACAUCAAAAACUCGAUCGUGGUUCCAGUACACCCUGGGGUUGUCGAAACCGAUAUGGCUAAACCAUUUCUUGUUCAUCGAGAAAAACUUUCGGUCCCAGUGAUUACCCCACAAGAUUCUGCUGCUAGCUUGAUUAGCCUUAUUCAAAAUCUUAAACAAGAAGAUGACGAUACUUUCAUCACCUAUGAUGGUAACAAGGUCACCUGGUAA